Molecule: messenger RNA, 1231 nt
Organism: Batrachochytrium dendrobatidis JAM81
Lineage: Eukaryota; Fungi; Chytridiomycota; Chytridiomycetes; Rhizophydiales
Exons: 10
Coding region: 14-1231 (405 amino acids)
Biological process (GO): intracellular signal transduction; protein phosphorylation
Cellular component (GO): nucleus; cytoplasm
Molecular function (GO): ATP binding; MAP kinase activity
Source: RefSeq, a predicted model, not a curated record
GCCUUUUGAAGAUAUGCCUCAAAGUGACAAGAAGGAGCCAUUGCAAUUGCCCCCAUUGCUCGAGCGACGCUACAAGCUCAUCCGUGAACUGGGUCAGGGUGCAUAUGGCGUGGUUUGUGCUGCAACUGACAUGUCUACUGGAAAGGAUGUGGCUAUUAAGAAAGUUCAUAAUGUAUUUCAGAAGCCCAUUCUUGCCAAGCGAGCUUUGCGAGAAAUUAAACUACUAACGCACUUUGCUGGUCACGAAAAUAUUACUUCUAUUCUAGACAUGGAAAUUGCCGACUUUACAAGUUUCAAUGAGAUUUAUAUUACUCAAGAACUCAUGGAGGCUGAUAUGCACCAAAUUAUUCGUUCUGAGCAACCCUUGACAGAUGCACACUACCAAUACUUUAUUUAUCAAAUAUGUCGCGGUCUCAAGUAUAUUCACUCUGCUAAUGUGCUUCACAGAGAUCUUAAGCCAGGAAAUCUGUUGGUCAAUGCUGACUGUGAGCUCAAGAUAUGCGACUUUGGACUUGCACGUGGACUGAUGGAUACCCAGGAUUCUGGAUUUAUGACAGAAUACGUAGCAACAAGAUGGUACCGCGCACCAGAAAUUAUGCUAGCAUUUAGAAAUUAUACCAAAGCCAUUGAUAUGUGGUCUGUUGGAUGCAUUUUUGCGGAGCUUCUUGGUAGUAAACCACUUUUUAAAGGCCGUGACUAUGUUGACCAAUUGAAUCAGAUUCUGAGUGUUCUUGGAACUCCUGAUGAUGAGACACUAUCUAGAAUAGGAAGCGAUCGUGCACAGAUGUAUAUUCGAAGCCUUCCUCAAAUGCCCAAGAUCCCAUUUGUCAACUUGUAUUCGUCUGCAUCAGAGCUUGGUAGUGUGUUUUUACAUGGGUUAGAGAUGCUAGAAGGGCUUCUCAAGUUCGAUCCCGCGACUCGCAUGACUGUUGAUGAGGCAUUGGUUCAUCCUUACCUCGAGGCAUAUCAUGAUCCUGGAGAUGAGCCAGUACAUGAUCGACUAUUUGAUUUUUCGUUUGAAAUUGUCGAGUCUAUGGAUGAUAUGAGAAAGCUCAUUUCGGCUGAAAUUCGUGAAUACAAACAUUCCCAAGAGUCGAGUAGUCAAAUGGGACUUGGACGAGCACAACUACCGCUUAACGUUUCAGAGAGGGCGGAUGGAAUAGAAGGGCAAGAGGAUUACACAACUGGUGCCAUGGAUGUGGAUGAAGAGCUUCGAAUGCGAGAUUAUUGA